Molecule: messenger RNA, 1902 nt
Organism: Harpia harpyja (harpy eagle)
Lineage: Eukaryota; Metazoa; Chordata; Aves; Accipitriformes; Accipitridae
Product: serine/threonine-protein phosphatase 2A 65 kDa regulatory subunit A alpha isoform-like
Biological process (GO): protein dephosphorylation
Cellular component (GO): cytoplasm; protein phosphatase type 2A complex
Molecular function (GO): protein binding; protein phosphatase regulator activity
Source: RefSeq, a predicted model, not a curated record
AGAGCGGGGCGGGCGACCCCGUGCCGCCCCUCAGAGCCGGGGCGGCGGCGGCGGCGAAGAUGGCGGCGGCGGACGGCGACGAUUCGCUUUACCCUAUCGCCGUCCUCAUCGACGAGCUCCGUAACGAGGACGUGCAGCUACGCCUGAACAGCAUCAAGAAGCUGUCGACCAUCGCCCUGGCGCUGGGCGUGGAACGCACCCGCAGCGAGCUCCUGCCCUUCCUCACCGACACCAUCUACGAUGAGGAUGAGGUGCUGCUGGCGUUGGCGGAGCAGCUCGGCACCUUCACCGCCCUGGUUGGGGGACCAGAGUUUGUCCACUGCCUCCUGCCCCCCCUGGAGAGCCUGGCCACAGUGGAGGAGACGGUGGUGCGGGACAAGGCGGUGGAGUCCCUGCGGGCGGUGUCCCACGAACACGCCCCACCAGACCUAGAAGGUCACUUCGUCCCCUUGGUGAAGCGCCUGGCGGGGGGCGACUGGUUCACCUCCCGCACCUCCGCUUGUGGCCUCUUCAGCGUCUGUUACCCACGCGUCUCCAGCCCCGUCAAGGCCGAGCUGCGACAAUAUUUCCGGAACCUCUGCUCGGACGACACCCCCAUGGUCCGUCGCGCCGCCGCCUCCAAACUGGGAGAAUUUGCCAAAGUUUUGGAACUGGAGCACGUCAAGAGCGAGAUCAUCCCCAUGUUCUCCAACCUGGCGUCUGACGAGCAGGACUCGGUUCGGCUGUUGGCGGUGGAAGCGUGCGUGAGCAUCGCCCAGCUGCUGCCGCAGGAGGAGCUGGAGGGGUUGGUGAUGCCGACCCUGCGGCAGGCGGCCGAGGAUAAAUCCUGGCGCGUCCGGUACAUGGUGGCCGAUAAGUUUACCGAGCUACAACGAGCCGUGGGCCCCGAAAUCACCAAGACCGACCUGGUGGGGGCCUUCCAGAGCCUCAUGAAGGACUGCGAGGCCGAGGUGCGGGCGGCCGCCUCCCACAAGGUCAAAGAGUUCUGCGAGAACCUGUCCCCAGACUGCCGGGAGGCCGUCAUCAUGGGCCAGAUCCUGCCCUGCAUCAAGGAGCUGGUGUCGGACGCCAACCAGCACGUGAAGUCGGCGCUGGCGUCCGUCAUCAUGGGACUGUCGCCCAUCCUCGGAAAGGACAACACGGUGGAGCAUCUGCUGCCCCUCUUCCUCGCGCAGCUCAAGGACGAGUGUCCCGAAGUCCGCCUCAACAUCAUCUCCAACCUGGAUUGCGUCAACGAGGUGAUCGGGAUCCGGCAGCUCUCCCAGUCCCUCCUGCCCGCCAUCGUCGAACUGGCCGAGGACGCCAAGUGGCGCGUCCGCCUGGCCAUCAUCGAGUACAUGCCCCUGCUGGCCGGCCAGCUGGGCGUGGAGUUCUUUGACGAGAAGCUGAACUCGCUCUGCAUGGCCUGGCUGGUCGACCACGUUUACGCCAUCCGAGAAGCGGCCACCAGUAACCUCCGGAAACUGGUGGAGCGUUUCGGGCAGGACUGGGCGCAGGGCACCAUCGUCCCCAAGGUGCUGGCCAUGGCCGCCGACCCCAACUACCUCCACCGCAUGACCACCCUCUUCUGCAUCAACGUGCUGUCGGAGGUGUGCGGGCAGGAGAUCACGACGAAGCAGAUGCUGCCCACGGUGCUACGCAUGGCGGCCGACGCCGUCGCCAACGUCCCGCUUCAACGUCGCCAAGUCCCCUGCAGCGCAUCGGGCCCCAUCCUCGACAGCGGGACGCUGCAGAACGAGGUGAAGCCGGUGCUGGAGAAGCUGACGCAGGACCAAGACGUCGACGUCAAGUAUUUCGCGCAGGAGGCGCUGACCGUGCUGGCGCUGGCCUGACCCCCCCGUCCCUCGUCCCCGCAUGCGAACGCCGCCGCCACCCCCCCGCGGUGUCACCCCCCCACGCCCC